This is a messenger RNA of Closterium sp. NIES-65, 2496 nucleotides long. Lineage: Eukaryota; Viridiplantae; Streptophyta; Zygnematophyceae; Desmidiales; Closteriaceae. The record is from the annotation of a GenBank genome assembly.
AUGCCCCGUGCCUGGAUGUCCAAGAUUCGUUACCUGGCACCUGAGCAGGACAAGGACUCUGACGAUGACGGUGACAACGACGGUUGCCUGAGCUCAAGGUUGGCUGAGACUGGUCCUGAGACGGGGUCAUGGGCCAUCGUCCUGAGGUGCCCUGCACUGGGCGAGGACUCAGCACAAGCGGUCAGGCUCGUGCCCUGGGACAACUGGUCCAUCGGCGUGCAUCCUGAGCUCUGUGCCCCUCUGCACCUGGACUUUGACGGUGACGAGGUGCACGUUUUCAUGACCAGUGACACAGCGUCCAUGGCCGAGAUACGUGCCAGGGCCUCCAGAGCCAGGUACAGCAAGUUCACCGAGCCAGUUGUGCGUGCAGCCAUGGACUGGUGCGAUGACAUUGCACCUGAGGACGUUGUCCAUGGCACGUUCAUCAGGAGCUCGACCAUGACGCUGGAGUCACUGUUGAACGAUCCGGUCCCUCAUCCUGUGCACAGGCUGGGCCGUUGCAAGGUCGAACUCUGGCCAGUGCUCAAGGACCGUUACCUGGCAGAGGACAAGCCCAUCAGGUUCGUGGAACAGUGUUCAUUGGCCAUGUCAAAUGUCAUUGCCAGUCAGCUGAGUGUGUCCGAUGGCUACAUGGUCACGAGGCAGUCCAAGUACCUCGGCUCGCAGCUGGUGUCGACGAGGACCGGUCUUCACAUGCCCUGCUGGUACGGUCCAGGAUCAGAGGCAAUCGAGGCAAUUGACAGCGACGUUGUUCCAACGGGCACGCACCAUGGAUCACCUGCAAUGAGAGUCCUUGCCAGGCUGUCGGCCAAGGCAAUGCAGGGUUCAUUGGACAAGGCCAAGCACCGCAGCACACAGGCAAUGUCCGUGAGCCCUGCCUCAUCACUGAUCACGGGUCAAGACAGGGCCUUGUGCAUUGUCAAUGACCCCGUCGCUGGUCAUCUGAUGCGGGUCCUGAGAUCUGAUGCAGCAGGCGAUGUACUGGCCCGGGUCAUUGCCACGAGCUCAGUCAAGAUCGUGUCCGAGGCAAUAGCACGUGGCAUGACAUUGAACAAGACCUGGUCCCUAUGCCUCAGUUCAGCAGUCAUGAUCCUGCACGAGGAGCAGAUCCAAGGUGACGAGCACGAGACCGUGGCCCUUGCAGCGGUGAUCAUGGCCCUGGCACGGUCAGGUGUCGACAGUCCUAUGGCCCUGCCUGGGCGUUCCAGGGUCCUGUCCGAGCUCGGUUGCAAUUGGCUAGUGUGCUGCCUGAACGAGGACCUGUCAGCCAUCAGGCGAUUGCGCACUGCGGGGGCUGAGACGUUUGCCGAUGCGCAUCCGAUUGCUGAUCCUGCAACUGCAUUCGUGUUCGGCAACUUCUCAGCCUGUGCCUGUGUACAGUGCACGAUCUCAGCCAUCGGCAAGGCCAUCGUGAACGUGAGCGUGGACCCUGCCAGGUUGCAGAACGUCAUCGUGCCAGUGCCCGUGAGCAACCAGUCAGUGGACGCAAUCGACGUGCAGAUCGAAGCGUAUCUGCCCAUGACCUGGCAUCUGUCCCUGUGCCUGUUCAGCAGCCAGGCCAUGGUCGACAGCCCACGUGCCACGGUUCAGCAGCCACAGGUUAGGUACGUGGACCGUGCAAUGCCAGAGGACAUGGCCAAGUCAUCGACCGAGGCUAUGUCCAGACUACGUGCCAUAGUCACGGCUGCGAUGACUGGCAGUGUCUACGUGCCUGGUGAUCUGAUGCUGAGUGCUUGUGCGCUGAUCGGCAAUUACCUGGCACUGUCCGAGAGGGAUCUGCUGCUGUUGUCCAUGCACGAGAGGCUGUAUCAGCUCGUGACCUGCGAUCACUGGAACCUGUGCAGUGUCAGUCACUCGGCAUACGAUCCACGGACCAGUCCUCUGUCGCCCGUGUUCACAGGUGGCUUGAACCUGUCAGCUGGCAAGUCCCAAGCCCAUGGUGCGUCCCUGACUGCCUGCUGCAUGUUCUGGCGCAACUUGACUGCACCCGAUGACCAGGCCACGUACCUUGAGCAGAGGACACAGCUCACGUCCCUGGCCACGAUGAUGCAUAUGACCGGGCCCAGUCUGCACGUACUGGGGAUGCCAUACGAGGACGAUCACGCUGUCGUCACCGGUGCCUGGCCCAUGUGCGUUGCCAUGCUGCCGCUGCUCGAGUCGGAUUCGCAUCCUGGUGCCUGGUACACGUCAUCGUACCUGCUGCCACGGGACACCGGUCCUCAGCCCUCGAUCGUAUUCCAGCCGUCGAGGCCUGGAUCGUACAACAGACCACGUCACCAGGCCGUUGUCAAUGGCUACGUCAGGGCCCUCAGACACCAGCGCUCGGGUCCCCGUUGCAAGUGCUGUUUGGCCGAUGCACUCGUCCUGUUCUCGAUCCUGAAUCCAGCACUGGCCAACAGCACCCCUGCCAAGGUGGCACAGGCCGUGACAACGUACCUAUGCCAGGACAAAGCACUGGGCCCGGAUCCAGUUCCUGCAGGUGUCCUCGAGCUGUGA